Molecule: messenger RNA, 894 nt
Organism: Penicillium salamii
Lineage: Eukaryota; Fungi; Ascomycota; Eurotiomycetes; Eurotiales; Aspergillaceae
Source: the annotation of a GenBank genome assembly
AUGAAUCGAUAUCGAAACGCUCCAACCCUCCGAGGGCCCAGCAAAGCCUCUGCAACUACACUGUGCCAAAAAUGCCUGAAACGAGAUAUCUAUGAAUGCAAGGCACCCGCGCAAGAACGUCCAUAUAUCCCGCGGCCUUCGCGGACCCAGCAGCUAUUGAAUCCGAAAUUAGUCCCUAAGCUUUCCACCGAAAACCCAAAUGAGUUGUUGCGAACAGAGGGUGUGGCAGACGAACUACUUGCCAGCCGGGAGGAAGAGCGUGGCCGUAAGAGAGACCUCGAAGAUGCAACAGAUCGCCGUGGUACCUCUCCAAAGCGUGCCAGAUCAAUCUCAUCCCACUCAAUGAGCUCAAUCUCCACAAUAUCUACAAAUCGGUCCUAUUCUGCUUCGCCCCGCCGCGGUGGAAAUGACACACAUGGCAGCCGUCGUCGAGAUGUCUCGGCGUCACCAGACCCAACAAAGUCCCGCAAAAGGCGCUAUAGUGAUUCAUCUGAGGGUCGCUCUGGCUCUGUGCAUUCAGGGCCCACACACCGCUCACCCUCAAAAGAGCGGAACAGUGACCGAAACACCCGACGCCGACGCCGAGAGUCUAGCCCUGAACAGCGGGGUCGCCAUCGCGGAGAAGGAAGACACAGUGAGCGUCGGCACCGCCGCAGUAGGAGCGCGGACAGGGACCGACUUCCGAAAGAAAGGCGUUCCAUGACCCCGGAUGCUGCUGGUGACCGUGACCGUCCAUACAGGGAUCGAGCAAGCCCAUCACGCCAAGUUCCACCUCCACCUGGACGUUCUGGGCACGAUAGUAAACCGCGGGCCAAUCAGCCUCCUCGAGAACGGAGUCUCAGCCCAUUCAGCAAACGUCUCGCUUUGACUCAAGCUAUGAAUAUUGGACGGUAG